CUCUCUCGUUUCUCUCUCCAAGUUCUAACACCGUCCUCUUUCUUGCUUUCUUCAACAAGUAAACCGACAGAAUUCCCAUUACUUUAUAAUCCCCAUGUACACAUAUGCAUCGAAUUAAAACCCCUCUGUGUGAACAUAAUCUCCACUACCUUCAUAGUCGGCUUCUGAGAUCUAUAUUUGAUGGGGUUUUGGUGCAUAUCACAUCUCACAUAAGAAAUUGCAAAAACACAGGUUUUAACUGUGCCAAAAAGGAAAAAAUUAAGUUAAAGAAAAUAAAAUUAUUAGAAAGGUGCAUCGUGGAUGAAUGAUCAAGAUUGUCUCAAAGGCAACACUAUUUUAAUGGCGGCUCGUCAAGUUCGAAUUGUGAACCGUGAACCGGUCCACAUAUAUAUAUAGCCGUUGCUCUCAGAAGAGUCUUCACAAUUUGUCAAAAGCUCGAUCCGGGUCAUCCUUAAAAUUCUCUCUCCGUCGAUCAAAACUUCACAUCGAAAGAAAAUAAAAAGAGCUAAGAGCGGCUGGGUUUUACAUGUGCUUACUGAAGGUGGCGAACCAAAGGAGCUCAGGAGGCGGCGGUCAAUACGACAGGUUUGACUCUCCAAACGACGCUAGCGAUGUUGAUGCAAAUAUUAAUAAUAUUAACUACGGCGGAGGAUUGGAGUUGCCGCCGCCGUAUCAACAACAAGAAGGACAACAACAUGUUUCGACUUCGACGCCGACAAUGUUUUUGGGGUACGGUCGGGCGGCUACGGAGAUGUCGGCGAUGGUGUCGGCUUUGACGCAUGUCGUUUCGGGACAGAGAGGCAGCGAUAGCUGGGGGCAUAUUGGAAGCGGUGGAGUUACGUCUAGUCUAGGCCAACUUUAUUCUUCUGCAUCUUCAUCUUCUGCUUCUCCUUUGUCAGCUGCUUUUCCUUCAAGUGCUUCUGGUUCUCACUAUUGGGUCGGUCAAAAGAGAGGGCGCGAAGAAGAUUUUGCUUCUGCUUCUGCUCAAAGCCAAUUCAUGGAAUCUGGUAAUAGAGCAUUUAGAGGUGGCUAUAGGGAUUACAGAGGAACACAAUCAGAGUCUUCAUCUGGUGGUGCAACGGCGACAGAAGAAACUACAAAUUUUGCCACCACCCACACCACCACGACGGCCACCGUAUCUGCUACCACAGCAGUACCAACCACACCAUCAAGUGCAGAAUCUGUUUCAUUUGGAGAAACUGGCGAGAGGAGGAGGAGAUACAGGGGAGUUAGACAGAGGCCGUGGGGUAAAUGGGCAGCUGAGAUACGCGAUCCACACAAAGCUGCAAGAGUCUGGCUCGGCACAUUCGACACGGCCGAAGCCGCCGCCCGAGCCUAUGAUGAAGCUGCUCUAAGAUUCAGAGGAAACAGAGCUAAAUUAAACUUCCCAGAAAACGUCAGACUCAUCCAACCACCAGCAGCUGUCCAAACAUUCAAUUCAAAUUCUAGACCAACACAAUCAGCUCAGCCGUUGCAGCCGCCGCCUCCGCCGCUACAACCGCCACAACAGCAACUCUAUCACCCUCAGCAAGCUUUUCAUCCCUCCUCUGACCUCAUCCGAGAUUACUUUGACUACUCUCAGCUCCUUCAAAACUCCGCCGACUCAAAUUUACUGGAACAGAUGUACUACUACAAUUCCCAAUUGGCGUCACUUCAAUCUUCUUUGCUACAACCUACAACGUCAUCCACUCCAUCUUCUGCAUUGCCAUCCUCGGCCUCCUCUUCUUCAUUUCCUCUGUUUUUCUCUGAGCAGAAUCAGCAACAGGGUUUUUUCCUGCAGCCACAGGAUCCGAAUCAGGGCGGUUCGUCUGAUUUCCAGGCACCAUCUUGGUCACAUUCCAGCAACAAUCCAUCCUCAUCCGGUUGAUACUUUCAUGAAUACUUUUUUUUUUUUUCCUUUCCUUCCUUUAUUUUAUUAAUUUAGAAUAUUUUUCUUGUUGCUAGGUUUUGAUUUUAAUAUCAUAAAUACACCAUGUAUUUUGCACGUUGCAUUUUUGUUUUAUUUAUUAAUUAUUAUUUGGAUUUUUAUGUCA
Molecule: messenger RNA, 2033 nt
Organism: Pyrus x bretschneideri (Chinese white pear)
Lineage: Eukaryota; Viridiplantae; Streptophyta; Magnoliopsida; Rosales; Rosaceae
Product: ethylene-responsive transcription factor ABR1
Exons: 2
Coding region: 527-1867 (446 amino acids)
Biological process (GO): regulation of DNA-templated transcription; ethylene-activated signaling pathway
Molecular function (GO): DNA-binding transcription factor activity; DNA binding
Source: RefSeq, a predicted model, not a curated record